CAUUCUCGAUUUAUUUCUCCUUGGACUUGGACCAGUUUCUUCCAGCUCACCUCCGAAACCCGGUGGCGUGUGUCGGUCGGAUGUGUGUUUGCGCCCGUAUACGCUCCGCUUCCCAACUGCUAGUUCUUUGACGGUGCGCGAGUGCAAAGCCCGCUGCUCCAGAGUGUUGUGCUCCCGAUUCUACGCUGUGCUCCAGUGUGUGAAAGAGCCGAUUGAUGUGACAGCAAAAAGCAUAACCAAAAAAUCACAACUAACUAAAGACAAAACAACAACAGACAAACAAACCAAAAAAAGGCAAUCGCCCAUUGUGUGCACCGUGUGCAUCUCGCGAGUGAAACAGAGUGCGCGUACGGUUUCAAAAAAACAAAAUCGACGUCAACCCCGACAAAAAAAAAGGCUACGAAACAGUGCAGUAAAGUGAAACAGUGCAACAUUCUUGCUGCAAACAGCCGCUGACAUUUCCGAAACGGUACUUUGGUGAAAACCCUAAUCGUGCAACGAUGUGGAAACUGGUGACGCUGUUGGCGGUGCUGUUCGCGUUCGAGGCCAGUUUUGCAAAAGAAUCCAUUCCAUCGCUGAUCGAUACCGACACGACACACGGGACGGAUGGCGCAGCCAGCCGACAGAGCAAAGCCGUCUCGACCCACUGUCCACGGUCCUGCCCGGUACAGAGCGCGCCCCAGGAACCGGUGUGCGGCAGCGACGGGCUGAUCUACGCCAAUCUGUGCGAGAUGAAGAAGAAAACGUGUACGAAGGCGGCCCCGAAUGCGGUCACCGAGGACAAGGCCGGCUGCGAACGGUCGAAGGGUUCGCCGUGCAAUCAUCGGUGCCCGACCGAGAAGGAUCUGGUGUGCGGUACGGACGGCCGUACGUACCUGAACCGGUGUAUGUUGCGUGUGCAGGCGUGCCGUGUUGGUACGGCGGCCGUUUCGCUAGCGCAUGUGGGACCGUGCGCGAACGGAAGCGUGAUACGCGAAUCUUGCCCAGUGGAUUGUAAUAGUGCUCCUCAGGAUGGCCCCGUUUGCGCAUCGGACGGUAACGUGUACAACUCCACCUGCCAGAUGAAGCUGAUCACCUGCGGCCAGGGUGUGGUCCGAACUAGCCGUAAGCACUGCCAAAGCACGCGGAACUGUCGUGAGUCGUGCUGGCGUGUAGCACGCCCAACCUGUGGCUCGGACGGACGCCUGUACGCUAGCGCCUGUAAGAUGCGUGCAUCGAACUGUGGCAAGCACGUGUUCGAGGUGCCGAUCUCGUACUGUAUGUCGCAGGAGCGUGCCGGCGGUAGCUCGCACAGUGCCAGCAACAAGAUCGAGGACUGUCCGACCGAAUGUCCGAAGGACGCGCAGCAGAUGAUCUGUGGUAGCGAUGGCAACAUCUACACCUCGAUGUGCGAGCUGAAGAUGCUUAACUGCGGACAAAAGAAGAAGAUCCAGGCACUAACGCUGGACCGUUGCAAGCAGAAGAUGAACCGCUGCAAGUCGCUGCCCGCCUGCAAGCAACACUCCAAGAACGGAGCUUCAUUCUUCGGUGAUCAGAAGGACAUGCUGUGCGGUACUGACUCGAAGACGUACAACAACGAGUGUGAACUGGCCCGCGCAACCUGUCUACGUGGUGUACAGUUGGCACAUAUCGGACCCUGCACACAGCUGAAAUCGAAGGUGGACGUAACGGACUGCAGUAGCUGUACGUACGACGAGGAACAGAAUGGCCCAAUUUGUGGCUCGGACGGCAACACCUACAAGUCGCGCUGUGAGAUGAAGCAAAAGACCUGUGGACUGCGUGUGGUACCGGUGUCGCUGAAGAACUGUGCCACCACGGCGCUGUGCGAAGCGAACUGUGAACAGCAGCCGACCAACUACGUGUGCGGCUCGGACAACAAGCUGUACCCGAACGAGUGCCACAUGCGACGGGAGAACUGUGGACGCCAUAUGUUCCUGGUGCCGAUGAAGCGUUGUCUGGCGGCGUUCUCGUUCAAGGGCUGCUCCAAGAUCUGUCCACAGGAGUUCGAGCCGGUGUGCGGCACCGACGGCAAGACGUACUCGAACGAGUGUUUCCUCAGCAUCGAGAACUGCCGAUCGCGAUCGAUGGUACAGAAAAAGCACGUCGGACCGUGCGGACGACCCGAGGAACCCUCGCACAACUAUCUCUACUAGAGGGUGGUCGUGUCGGGCGACCUGGUUCAGACUUCAAUCGAGAAGUUUUCGAUCCCUCGUGCUAUCCUCUUCCCCUUGGAAUCUCUCUAUCUCUGCCACUGCCAACGAUCGUCAUCUGUUUUCUACCACGCUGUGAAGGACUCUGUCUAGCGACCUUGGGGGACACUCCCUGGUAUUUCUUCACUUCACAGCAUUAGUAUGUAAGGAUAUGCCCUACGUAGCGUUAGAGUAACGAAAGAACUCCAUCCCAACCUGCCGUGCCCUUCCUUCUUCGCCCAUGUAGCAUGUAAUUUGUAGUUAAGUUAACUUAAAUCGGAACGAAACAAACAGCAAGAACACGAUGAUGGCACCCGUUGUGGGUUGUAUUUGGGGGGUUCUUUCGAGGUGAUUAGCGCGCAUCCACGGCCACCACAGUUCUAAAGAGACUAAGCCACAACAAGCCUUGCUAGCGGUGUAGCUAGCUGCCACCCGUUUUUUCGAGACCGUUUACAUUCAAACCCCAACCCACCUGAAAGCCUUCCGACAAACCACUGCUUUCGAGUGUCGGAGAACUUACGGAACUGAUCAAACCUUUUUCUAUCCUUUUCUGUUGUGGUUUGUGGGAUAGCGAACUAUUACUGAAACACCCCGAAACCUCGAAACAAGCGUCACCAAGCAACAGCAAAAGCCUGGCACCCUGGACAACGGUCACGUGAUUUUAAUGAAGGAAUAAUUUAACGCAAGAAAGCAAGCAAAAGUAUUCGUUUGUAUAAUUUAUUUAAACGUUAAGUGACACCAGGAAGAAGAGAACAAAAGAAAAGGGAAGAAGAAAAAACAAGCACACAGAGCAGUAGCUCUUUAGUAGCUCUUUAGUAGCGCUUAUUGGUGGGCGCUAAUUUAUUAUUCCAGGAACUACUGUAGCGUAGUAGCGAACAUAUCGGCAAACCGGGAGCCAAGAUUACACACUGAGCGUGGUUAGUGUGGAAUCGGUACGGACGUCAAGUCAGCGCCCGUACCGAGUGAAGGAAGCGUAGCGAAAGCGGUUCGGCGCUUUAUGGAAGACCACAUUACGACAAAAUGUGUUUUGUUUUUUGCCAAUAAAGAGAAAUGAAAAUUGGAAACUUAA
Anopheles stephensi (Asian malaria mosquito) is the source of this 3258-nucleotide messenger RNA. Its product is annotated as agrin. The record is from RefSeq and is a predicted model, not a curated record. The transcript is spliced from 7 exons. Gene Ontology annotation, molecular function: protein binding. NCBI's taxonomy places the organism in Eukaryota, Metazoa, Arthropoda, Insecta, Diptera, Culicidae. Bases 501 to 2153 code for a protein of 550 amino acids. Gene Ontology annotation, biological process: multicellular organism development; cell differentiation.